UGGGAACAGUAGACGGCAUCUGAAAAGGUAAAAGAGUAGUAGUCUCUGACGUGUCAUAGGCCUCAUCGUCAGCAAGAGAGAGUAUAAAAGGACCUGCAAGUGCGUCUAGCACCGUGGUGCGCAAACAUCCACGGACAUACAACCAUGGGAAAGAUCGUCUUCUACGAGGGCCGCAACUUCCAGGGCCGUCACUGGGAGUGCGGCAGUGACUGCAUGGACACCUACAGGCACUUCAACUGCUGCAACUCCCUCCGUGUCAGCGGCGGCCAGUGGGUGGCCUAUGAGAAGCCCUACUACAUGGGCUACCAGUACAUCCUCGGCCCCGGAGAGUACCCCAACUACCACUCCUGGAUGGGCUUCAACAACUGUAUCCGCUCCUGCCAGAUGUACCCUCCCUACAGAGGAUCCUACAAGAUGUCCAUUUUUAACAGGCCCGAGAUGAUGGGACACACGAUGGAGUUCACAGAAGACUGCCCCAAUGUGCUUGACCGCUUCCACUUCCGUGACAUUUACUCCUGUAACAUCAUGGAGGGCUACUGGAUCUUCUACGAGCACCCCAACUACAGGGGACGCCAGUACUUCCUGCGUCCCGGACAGUACAGGGCCUGUGGCGACUGGGGCUGUAACAACCCCAUGGUUGGCUCUUUCAGAAGGAUGAGGACUCACAUGGAAAUGCCCAAACGUGUGUAAUCCAAAUUAAUAAUAAAGAUCUCAUUUUAACACAA
Molecule: messenger RNA, 725 nt
Organism: Cololabis saira (Pacific saury)
Lineage: Eukaryota; Metazoa; Chordata; Actinopteri; Beloniformes; Belonidae
Gene: crygmxl2
Product: crystallin, gamma MX, like 2
Exons: 3
Coding region: 145-690 (181 amino acids)
Biological process (GO): lens development in camera-type eye; visual perception
Molecular function (GO): structural constituent of eye lens
Source: RefSeq, a predicted model, not a curated record